UGUGUAAGCCCCAUAAUAUGGAUUGCCACAACACAAAUGCUACUACAGCAACAGAAGAAAUCCAAAAAUCAAUGCUGCAAGUCGUUGGAAUCUGUACAAGACUCAAUUAUAAGCAGUACGACGUGCAAUAUGCAGUAUGCCAAAUAAUGGAAGUCGUCUCACAGGUAGAAAAAUCCCUCAAAACAAUAAACGAGCAACAUCAUGACAAGACGAGAAUCAUACUGGAAAAAAACAAAGAACUUGCCAAACAAAAUCACGCCCUCAAGAACGAGAUGAACCAGCUCAAGGAAGAAAUAGUCAAAACAAAAGAAGAACUGGAUAAUUCACAAGCCAGCUUCAAUGCGAUCUUCAACGAAGAAAACCUCGACGAUGACAACGAUCAGCCCUCAAAGACCGACAACAAGGAAAGCCAGGAACUAUUUUGAGUUUCCAUACAAACCUCCUGUUCUUCCCCCACAUUCGUUUUCUCAACCAUAUUAUGCCUAUUCAUCUGUUAAUGUUAUAUCUGUGUUAGAUUUGUAGAUGUUCUUAAGAUAUCACAGUUGUAUAUUUAACAGUUAUUCCCCGAAGGCGAGGUGAAUAACUGUUUUAGUAUCAUUGCCCGACUUUUGCCACUUUUGGGUACAGCAAACAAGUGUCGGCAACCAUUUUGUGGUAACUCAAAUUGUUGCAUUUCCACAAAUUUUGCCCCCAACAAACAACAUAUACCGUUAGCAAAACGCUAAACAAACCUUAUUCAACA
Priapulus caudatus is the source of this 742-nucleotide messenger RNA. RefSeq lists its product as uncharacterized. The transcript is spliced from 3 exons. The coding region runs from base 18 to 425 and encodes 135 amino acids. The record is from RefSeq and is a predicted model, not a curated record. NCBI's taxonomy places the organism in Eukaryota, Metazoa, Priapulida, Priapulimorpha, Priapulimorphida, Priapulidae.